This is a messenger RNA of Asterias rubens (European starfish), 2225 nucleotides long. Its product is annotated as laccase-4-like. The transcript is spliced from 7 exons. Bases 1 to 2019 code for a protein of 672 amino acids. Lineage: Eukaryota; Metazoa; Echinodermata; Asteroidea; Forcipulatida; Asteriidae. The record is from RefSeq and is a predicted model, not a curated record. Gene Ontology annotation, cellular component: plasma membrane. Gene Ontology annotation, molecular function: copper ion binding; oxidoreductase activity. Gene Ontology annotation, biological process: iron ion transport.
AUGGUCAAGACCGGAUCAUCAGAAGGUUGUAUCGCUGCGAUCUUUCGUGCAGUGAUACUCUGUGGAUCUCUAGUGUCACACAUUAUUGCUUUGUCACCAUCCGAUCUCUCGCACGAGUGCCUUCGACCCUGUGAGUGGCCAGCCCAGCCCAAGGUUUGCAAGUAUGAAUUUACCCUGGAGUGGUACCAUACCUUAUCCAAGGCUUGUUAUGACUGCCCCUUUAACUUGACCGACUGUGCCCGCCCGGAUUGCAUUCCGCUCAACGGCGUGUCCAGACCCAUCGCUGUGGUCAACCGAAUGUUCCCCGGUCCAAGUGUGCAGGUAUGUGAAAAGGACACGAUCGAGGUCAAAGUUAUCAACCACCUGAAGAGCUAUGCCGAAGGGACCACAAUCCAUUGGCACGGACCACAUCAAUUUGAAACACCCUACAUGGACGGCACGGCUAUGACGUCACAAUGUCCUAUCCCGAUGGGUACCAGCUUCACGUAUAGGUUUGAUGCGGUUACGUACGGAACCCACUGGUGGCAUUCGCAUUCGGGCAUGCAGAGGGCGGACGGGGUGUUCGGCGCGCUGGUGGUGCGGCAGUCCGACAAACGGGAGCGGCACGACGCCCUCUACGAUGUGGAUCUCCCCGAGCACGUCGUGCUGGUCCACGAUUGGCUGGACCAGAUGACGUUGGUGAAGUUCGGCGCUCAUCACCAUGACAGCGGGAGCAACAAACCAGAGUCGGUGCUGAUCAACGGUAAGGGUCGACGACUCUUAUUCGUCAAUCCGGACACCAAUCAGACGGCGUUUACGGCUCGUGAGACUUUCUCAGUCAAACAUGGAAUGCGUUAUAGAUUCCGCGUCAUCAGUAACGCCAUUACGAAUUGCGCCCUCAAGAUAUCCGUGGACGGCCACAACCUGACUAUAAUCGCAAGCGACGGGGCCCCCCUGAAGCCGACCUUAACGGACGCGUUCAUCAUUUACGGAGGGGAAAGAUACGAUUUUGUCCUUCAUGCUGACGCCCCCAUCGGGAACUACUGGAUGCGCGUGAAAGGACUCGCCGAUUGCCGCUACAACCAAGAGCUAGCUGUGGUACGGUACGAGGGCGCCCCCAAAGAGGACCCGAUAGAGGACGAGACCAUUGACCGGCAAGGGGUGAUUGUUAAUCCGUUUAACGAAAUGUCCAGCAGUGCGGCUAUUUCAGUAGCUGAUCUUGAUGCGGCAGAACAAGAUGACGCAACAAGCGUUGAGCGAGCUGACGCCAUUUACUACCUUGGUCUAGACUUUAAUAAAGUCAACAACUACAACUUCCACGACCCGAUCAAUUAUCCCAUCGAAGACAUUGAAAGAUCCCACCAUCUUUACUCGCCUCAAAUCAACCAUCUGUCCUUCAAAUUCCCUCCAUCACCACCACUGACUCAGUUUGAGGACAUCCCUAUGGAUCAGAUGUGUACACCCGAGACCACAUUGGAUAAAGACUGUGUGAAAGAGUACUGCGAGUGCAUAUACACUAUUCAAGUUAAACUUGGUGAGGUUGUUGAGUUUGUUCUUGUUGACGAAGGUGUUACUUUUGACGCCAGUCAUCCAAUGCAUUUACACGGUCAUUCGUUUCGUGUGGUUGCCCUCGAGAAGUUGGGCCCAUCUACCAGCGUACAAGAAGUCAUUGCACUUGACAGAGCAGGUAACAUAACCCGGAAGUUGACCGGCGCCCCUCGGAAGGAUACCGUGAUCGUUCCCGACGGUGGUCUGACUGCUAUCCGAUUUGAAGCUGAUAACCCCGGCUGGUGGCUAUUUCAUUGCCAUCUAGAGUUUCACGUCGAGAUCGGUAUGUCUCUCCUUGUUCGUGUUGGUACCCAAGAAGACCUACCGCCAAAACCCAAGGAUUUUCCACGCUGUGGUAACUGGUAUCCGCACGGCUUCCAAGACUCAGAGAAUCCAGUCAUGCCGUGUGGGGGCGCUAUUUCCUACAGAUCGUCAAGUGAACUCUUUAUACUAUGCUUAGCUGUUGUUAUUGUUUUUAUGAACAGAACCUAAAAAUUAGAUCUUUUUUAUUUUACAGAGACGAAGAAACAUUUUUGUGUUUAUAUAUUUUUCUACGCAGUUGGUUAACACUCUACCGCUUAAUCUUUGAUGUUGUCUCUGUACCGCAAAAUCUUAAUCUCUUCUCAAAAAUGAUCUUAUGUCGCAGGUUUUUAAAGGGUCUAUGUAACUUUUGUAGGACAAAAAACACAAUGUCCACA